Messenger RNA from Vicugna pacos (alpaca), 4805 nucleotides. NCBI's taxonomy places the organism in Eukaryota, Metazoa, Chordata, Mammalia, Artiodactyla, Camelidae. The record is from RefSeq and is a predicted model, not a curated record.
AGAGAUGAUGGGAGGCUGCGCUCCUGAAUGGAAAUUGGGCUUAAGUUGAAGACCAGAGGUGUCCCCAUUGGUUUUUCAGACUUGGUGAAUUUUAAGCUGUUCUUCAGAUGGUUAACGACCUUGGUUAUAAAGAGAACAGCUAAGUCAGAAAAUGGCUUUGUCAGGAGGCAGCACAUGCGAGAGGCUGCGGAACGGCGGCAGCAGCUGGAAUUGGAGCAUGAACAAGCCUUGGCUGUCCUCAGCGCCAAGCAGCAGGAGAUCGACCUUCUGCAGAAGGCUCAGGUUGAAGCUAAGAAAGAGCAUGAAGGCGCAGUGCAGCUGCUAGAGAACACGCUGGACAGCAUGCAGGUACUUCCGGGACGGACGUCCUCCCCCCCCCCCCCCGUGUGCUCGGUGGUGCUUUCUCCGUGCUUGGACCAGCGGCGCGCCCCUGGGCCUGCUCGGACCCGCUCUUCUCCCGAAAAUGGGCAGCUCAGCGAGGUUCUGAGCAAAUGGCAGCUUCCCGAUGCCGUUGUGGGGGACGAGGGCCAGGGGAGCCAAGCUGCUUGUGGGAGCUCCGCCCCAGGGAGAUGCUUCAAUCUAGGCCUUGGGGCCCGACGCACCAGCUACAGUGUGGACAGCGGCGCUCACCGAAGACUCCCUGCCGGCACCAUGCGCAGGGCGCCCCUCCGGGACGUCCGGGAGAUGAGGAACAUGUGGUCUCGCUCGGCCUGGGUGACACCCGGGGAAGCUGAGGCGGGGUCAGACGCAGAAUCUGGCCCCAAACCCUCGACCACCACACUGCAGCUUCCCUUGGCCUGGGAGUCCCGACCUCCCUGCAACGGCGGGGGCUCCGCUUUCCUGCCAGCAGAGCAGUCCCGGAGGCUGGAUGGGGCACCGACUCCCGCAGCAGCUGGCCUGGGAAGCGCUGGCCGGGUGGCCUGCCCUCUCUUUGCUGGUGGUGCAGCAGGAGCAGAGACGGUGGGCACAAGUGACAGCGGUACCCAGGAGACGGAGUUAACGCAGCAGCUGAAGCACGCAGUGGUCCGCCGCCUCCACGUGCUGGAGCGCAGCAGACCAGACUUGUGCCCUCGUGGAGCUGGCACGGUAGCAGGGAUGUCCCACCUGCCAUCCAGCAAGGAACGGAGGCCGGCCAGGCCCGACGCAGAUGGAGCAGCCCCUGCUGUGAGGAGCGUGACACCUGCAGACCCGGGCUCUCCUCGCCACGGCUUCAGCAAGCACCCGUCGAGCACCCGUGGACUAGAGGCAGGGGCCUCCACAAGAUGGCUGCAUCCGUGGGCUAGCCACGGAGCCAUCCCCCACGGCCGGGCUGUGUCACCGCCCCAUACUCCAGAUCUCCAGCAGCUGCGUGCAAGGUGCGGGAGCUUGGAGGAGAAAUGCCGGGCGCAGAGUGAGCAGUUCAGCCUGCUGUCCCGGGACCUGGAGGAGUUCCGCCAGCACGCCGGCAAGAUCGACCUGGGCGGCAGCUCUGCGGCCUCCUCGGACGGCCCCUCGUCCCCCAGCAAGGCCUUCCCAAGGCUCAUGAAUGGACUGGCCCCCUCCAUCAGCAAAGGUCAGGAAAGUUCCAUCAGAAGCCACGCUGUGAUUGGUGACUACAUCCGGCCCCUCCCGCUCCCGGGUGACAAGCCGGAGCCUCUGUCCGUCAAGCCCACCUUUCUGUCCAGAUCUGGUGGCCCAAGAUGCAGAUUUGAAUCAGACAUGGAUAAUGAACGGGCUUCCAGCACCUCCAAGCAGAGAUACUCGGGGAAGGUCCACCUGUGUGUCGCCCGCUACAGUUACAACCCCUUUGACGGGCCCAAUGAGAACCCAGAGGCCGAGCUGCCACUCGCGGCGGGGAAGUACCUGUACGUGUACGGGGACAUGGACGAGGACGGCUUCUAUGAAGGCGAACUCCUGGAUGGGCAGAGGGGCCUGGUGCCCUCCAACUUCGUGGAUUUUGUCCAGGACAGUGAGUCUCGGCUGGCCAGCACGCUGGCGAGUGACCAGGAGCAGAACCUCAUCAACCGUUCCGGCAUCGGCAUCUCCCCGCUGGAGGGGGAGAGUGUCCUGGACCUCCACUCCCCGACGCUCACGGACUCCGGCCUCGCCGACAGCGGGGCAGGGACGCUGGAUGUCAACAUUGACGACAUUGGAGAAGACAUCGUGCCUUACCCUCGGAAAAUCACCCUCAUCAAGCAACUCGCCAAAAGUGUCAUUGUGGGCUGGGAGCCCCCGGCCGGGCCCCCGGGCUGGGGGACGGUGAGCAGCUAUAACGUGCUGGUGGACCAGGAGAUGCGCCUGAGCCUCACGCUGGGCAGCCGGACGAAGGCCUUGAUCGAGAAGCUGAACACGGCGGCCUGCACCUACCGCGUGUCCGUGCAGUGCGUCACCAGCAGAGGCAGCUCGGACGCACUGCAGUGCACACUGCUGGUGGGCAAGGACGUGGUGGUGGCGCCCUCCCACCUGCGGGUGGACAACAUCACGCAGAUCUCCGCCCAGCUCUCCUGGCUGCCCACCAACAGCAACUACAGCCACGUGAUCUUCCUCAACGAGGAGGAGUUCGACGUCGUCAGGGCUGCCAGGUACAAGUACCAGUUCUUGAACCUCCGGCCCAACAUGGCCUACAAGGUGAAGGUUCUGGCCAGGCCGCACCAGGUGCCGUGGCAGCUGCCCUUGGAGCAGAGGGAGAGGAAGGAGGCCUUCGUGGAGUUCUCCACGCUGCCUGCAGGUCCUCCAGCCCCCCCACAAGACAUCACCGUCCAAGCCGGGGCCACCCCAGCCACCGUCCAGGUGUCCUGGAAACCGCCCGCCCUAACGGCUACCGGACUGUCCAACGGGGCCAACGUCACCGGCUAUGGCGUGUACGCGAAAGGGCAGAGGGUGAGUUUCUGCUGGGGCUGCGCCUGCACGCAGGGCCGGCCGCCCGCCCGCCCGCCGCUCGCUGAAGGCUGGUGUCCCCUCUCCUCAGCCCGCCAGCGUUCACUAAGCACCAGCUGCACUGGCACCCCAGGGCCCGGUGUGGAAUGGACCAAGCAUUUCACCUCUCUUGAGUCCCACGAUCUCGAGCCCCCCUCUGCAGGCUUGAGGACUCCACCACAUUGGAGGUCUCCCUCGCCCAGCCGCGUCCUCCCGCAGCCGCAGGGCGCCCCGGUCUCCAGCUCCGUCGCCAAGGCCAUGGCCCGGGAAGCCGCGCAGAGGGUGGCGGAGAGCAGCAGGUUAGAGAAAAGGAGUGUCUUCCUGGAGCGGAGCAGCGGGCAGUACGCGAACUCCGACGAGGAGGAUGGCUACGAGUCCCCCGACGUCCGGAGGAGGGGUGCCUCGGUGGACGACUUCCUGCAGGGCUCCGAGCUCGGCAAGCCGCCGCACUGUGGCCACGGAGAUGACUACCACACGGAGAGCAGCCGGGGGUCUGACCUGUCCGACAUCAUGGAGGAGGACGAGGAGGAGCUCUGCUCUGAGAUGCAGCUGGAAGACGGGGGCCGGCGGCGGCCCAGCGGCGCGGCCCACAACGCUCUCAAGAUUUUAGGAAACCCGGCGUCUGCAGGACGGGCUGGGAGGGCGGAUCGUGUGGCCCGGAGGCUGUCCCGCGGCAGCGCUGGCCCCCACAGGUCCCGGCCAGUGAUGGGCCUCGCUACCGAUGAAUACAGGGGUCGCGGCCGGCUCUCCCCGGACUUCUACGAGGAGUCAGAGACGGACCCCGGUGCGGAGGAGCCGCAGGCGCGUUUGCGGCAGGGCUACGCACACGUGUUUCCGGUGCUCCGCACGUCCGCUGGCCUCGCGGCAGAGCCGAUGUGCUCCCGAGCCCCCAGCGCCUUCCUCCCGCUUCUCACACUGCAGGUUUACGGGGAUAAGGAUGCUGAUGGCUUCUACCGCGGGGAGACCUGUGCCCGGCUCGGCCUUAUUCCUUGCAACAUGGUCUCCGAAAUCCAAGCAGACGACGAGGAGAUGAUGGACCAGCUUCUCAGACAAGGCUUCCUCCCUCUGAACACACCUGUGGAGAAAAUAGAGACGCGUACUGCACCGUCCCUGCAGUGCUGGCAGCGCGUGCAGGCGCCGUCACUGACUGGUCACUGCUGUGCCUUGUUCAAGGAAACGUCCCUGCAGGCCCUGCAGAGGAAAAAAAAGAAAGAAUACCAGAAAUCAUGGGUUGUUUUUAAAGCAACUUCUGUGCACAGGAAGAGCGCUGACCUUGUGCUCUGUCUGCAGGCCGAGCUGACGUUCUGCACGGGAGACAUCAUCACUGUUUUUGGUGAAAUUGAUGAAGAUGGUUUCUACUACGGGGAGCUCAAUGGGCAGAGAGGCCUUGUACCUUCCAAUUUCCUAGAAGAAGUGCCUGACGACGUGGAGGUCUACCUCUCCGACGUGCCGUCCCAGUACUCGCAGGACACGCAGCCGCGCUCCAGGACCAAACGGGGCUUUCAUGACUCAAGUACUUCCUAAAAAAAACCAAUCUUCUCCCCCGCCACCAGUAGAGAAGUGCUCUUUGCACUACCAUCCACUUUAACCACCUGCAAGGACAAAGGGCCGCGCUGCCCCCUCGCAGCCCCGCCCACCUGCGCGUGGUGCCGGGUGGGGGCGGGCCCUCGGGAAGGAGCGGGGCGGCAGCUCUUUGCAGCUCCCUCCCUACUGUGGUUCAGCCUUUGUGCAUUGGUCAUCUGCCCUUACAGGAAUGAUUUCAACCUUUCUCCCUUUUCAAAAUGCUUGCCUCAUAAUGCAUAACUCACGUUAACUCUGGUCUUGAAAUUCCUAGUUUAAUCGCCUUGAUGUUCUGCCUUAUAAAUGCACAGUGGUUUGUACUGUCUAAUAAAACUGCGGUGUACACUCUG